Messenger RNA from Argiope bruennichi, 4049 nucleotides. RefSeq names its product hornerin-like. The record is from RefSeq and is a predicted model, not a curated record. The transcript is spliced from 8 exons. The coding region runs from base 39 to 2981 and encodes 980 amino acids. Lineage: Eukaryota; Metazoa; Arthropoda; Arachnida; Araneae; Araneidae.
GUAAUAGCCUCAAUUGAUACAAACGAACGUAAAGGAUUAUGUCAUUACCGGAGAGAUAUUCUUGCAAGCUCCUGGUGCUUCUGUACCUGAGUGCAUGCAUCAUAGCGGUUGCUAAGGCAGGAACGAAUGAAACAUCAACGACCACAACGACCGCCAAACCUGAAGCUUCCUUGCCAGAAGCAGAAUCUUCUCUUGUUGAGACUUCAGUCAAUUUGGAAGGACAAGAGACUAGAACAAAAUCUGCAAGCCAUGGGUACUCAGAGAGCGGCAAAAGCUAUCUACCUCAGGAAAGCAUCUAUCAUAGCUAUCCUCAUGAAGAGCAAGUAUAUGAAUAUGGUAAAAGAAUAGCUGGCCCAUAUAAAGGAAAUAUCGAUAGUAUAUAUCACGCUCAACAAGAGCAGGCCCAUUAUCCACAAUCUGAGUACAUAGAUUCUCAUCGCCAUUACGAGCAACAACAACUUGAUGAUUAUGGCCAUUCAUCUGGCAAAGGAAUUGGAUAUCAACAGGUGAAAAUUCAUGAUGACUCGUAUGGAAAAGAACACCUCGAUGAUUAUGGCCAUUCAAGUGGAAAAGGAACUCCAUACCAGCAAGUAAAAGUCCAAGCUGACUCCUACGGAAAGGAUGACUAUGGUCAUUCAGAUGGCAAAGGAAUUGCCUACUCACAGGUAAAAAUUCAAGGAGAUUCUUACGGAAAAAAAUUUGAUGACUAUGGCCAUUCAAUUGACAAAGGAACUCCGUAUCCACAUGGAAAGAGUCAAGAUGAUUCUUAUGGAAAAGAACAUGUGGACGACUAUGGUCAUUCCAGUGGAAAGGGAAUUUCAUACCAACAUGCAAAGAUCCAAGAUGAUUCUUAUGGAAAAGAGCAUUUAGAUGACUAUGGACAUUCAAGCGGAAAAGGAACUCCAUACCAACAAGAACAUUUGGAUGACUAUGGCCAUUCAAGUGGAAAAGGCUCUCAAUAUCAACAAGAACAUUUAGAUGACUAUGGCCAUUCAAGCGGAAAAGGAACUCCAUACCAACAAGAACAUUUAGAUGACUAUGGACAUUCAAGCGGAAAAGGAACUCCAUACCAACAAGAACAUUUAGAUGCCUAUGGCCAUUCAAGCGGAAAAGGAACUCCGUACCAACAGGUAAAGAUCCAAGCUGAUUCAUAUGGAAAGGAAGAUUAUGGUAAGCACGGAAAAUCAUACAGCAACCACAAGUCCGUCGAUGAUACCAAAGCGCCUUAUUUAAAAUAUUCUUAUGAAGUACCAAAGAAACAAUACGUAUCUGGUGAUCACUAUGACGUUAAAGAUUAUGGCGGAUCAGUAGGCUAUGGUUCUGAAGAUAAUGGUUAUCAUGGAAAGAGUCACGAUGAAGGUGCUUAUGGUAAAGGAGGAUCCAAAGGAUACAGCAAUCAUGAAUCAAAAUCUAAUGACUACAGUUCUGGAGGACAUGAUUACUCAUCAGGUGGAAAGGUCAGUCACUUCCCUGUGAUUCCAAAAGAAUCCGGUUACGUUGCAGGGGGCCAUAAUGAACCAGAAUAUCUGCACCAAUCUCCUAAAGGGUCUGUAUAUCAGCAUGAAGCAGGAUACCAUUCCGAAUCGGGAUCAUCCGUUGGAAUUCCCCAUUCUGAAAUCAAGCAAGAAAAGGUGGCCGUUUUCAUAAAGCAAAUCGGUCAUUCGAAAGAUGGCCAUGAAUACGGAAAGAAGCAUGGAGAAAGACAUGGUUAUCUUUUGCUCCCUGUAGUACCUGGAAAAGCUGAUGACAAAAUCAAAAUCGAAACAACAGGUGGUUAUGGCGGACUUGAUUACAAGAGUAUUGCUCAAGAUUAUGUACAAAAACCAAUUUCUGAAAAUGAUGGAAAAUAUAGUUACUCAUCUUAUUUCAAAACCGGUGCAGCCGCCUAUGGCACUAGUUCCGGUAAAUCUGCCUAUGAUGGAAACUCUAAAUCAGCAUACGGAGGACAUCCCAAAUCUACUAUAAUUCCUCACGGAGGUCAUGCAAAAUCAGAAGUUUUCUCUUAUGGAGGGGAUUCAAAAUCACAUUACGAUGAAAAAGAAAACUACAACCAUGGUGGACACAGCUAUGAACCUCAGUAUGAAAAAGAGAGUUCCUACGGACAUGCCCCCGUUGCUCAAUAUCAUAAAGAACCUCUGAUCUACGAAGGCGGAAAGUCUUCUUCAGCUCAUGUCAGUGAUUAUGGAAUCAAUGGUAACGCUAAAUACAUCAACGCUCAAGAAUACGGUCAUCAGAAAUCUUAUGGUAAAGGCGGCGAAACUUCCUAUGAAGCUGCAAUUCCACACAAAGGUGCGUCAUACGGCAAGGAAGGGCCAUCAAUUGAUGUACACAGUUAUUCUUCAGGGCAUCCAUCCUCUAAGGGAUCCUAUGAUGGUAUCACAGUUGUUAAAUCAUCUUCAGCAGGUUAUGGAAAGCGACACAACAGUGGGCCAGUGAAAGGAAAAGGAUACAGCCAGGGGCAUGGCUACGAAAACCAGAAGAGUUACGGAGCUGAAGUUGUUUCUCCUUAUGUUGCAUCUUCGGGAGAAAAGUAUUCUCAGCAAGGCAAAGGAUUUCCAGCCGUAAGUUAUGGAUCCUUUACUCCAAUAAUCAACCCAUACGGUAGUGUGGUUGACUUUUCUCGAAGUGCGAGCAAAAAGAGUGUCUCCAGUAAGAGUCAUGGCAGUGGGUACAAAAGUGCUGGACUACAAGACGGCUAUGGACAUUCCAAGCAAAGUUCAUCUUACAGAAGACCUAAAUCUUUUGCUGUCAUUUUACAGAGGGCUCAUGGUGGACACAGUGACAGUUACGGAUCUCCUUCAUAUUCUGCAAACAUCAAGGGUGGCAGCAAAAGUUUGUCCCACGGCUACAGUGAACAAGGAUUUAAACCUAUUAUACCAAAGCAUGGUGGCAUUUCCGAAUAUUAUAACCUUCAUUCCUAUGGCAGUUCCCCAAGAUACUCGGCCAUACCUCAUCCCAAAAGUUCCAGUAGGAAAAACUAAGAAUGAUGCAUGUUUAUAGAGCUUAUUUUGCUAUUCUCAUAAAAUGAGAAGCCUGAAUGAUCAAAAUAUCCCAAUAUAUUUUUAAACAAAAAAAAAUUUACAAAAAGGUUGAAAUUUUUAAAAUGCAUUUUAAUUAGAUUAAAAUGAUCGUUCUACAGUUUUUAUUUUUUGACGUAACAAGUUCUGAAUUCGGAGGCAAUUAAAGUUCCUACAGCCAAACAUUUUUUAAAACGAAUAGCAAAUAAUAUUUAAUAAUCGCGUUUCAAUAAUUCAAAAAAAUCUUUUAUUAAAUUUUGAUAUUUGUAAAGUUUUUUUUUGAAAAAAAAACCUUUUUGCUGUUUCAAGUUAUACCCUUUUAUUAAAAUGUUAAUGAAACAAACAAUAAUAUUUUUGUAAUUAACAUUCUUAAGUUUUCACUUGUAAAUGUAUACUAAAAACACACUUUGGGUGUAUGAAUUGAAUGCUAAAGUGUACAGUAUAAAAAAAUUCAAAAGUUAUUUUUCAUAAAUCUAUUCGAUUCUAUCUAUAUAUGAAAUAAUUUAGAAAUAUUUCUUACUAAUAUUAACGUUUGAUUCAGAAAAUGUUCCUUUACAUACUAAAAUUACUCAAAAAAUCUUAAUUCUUUCCCUUUAAAAUAUCGGAUAAUAUCUUUCAAAAAAUUAAAAUAAUAUUUAAUUGAAUAAUGUAGAUAUGCUCUUUUCAUAGAAAAUAUAGAAAGGAUGAAAUUUUUUAUCUAAUAUUGUUGAACAAUAAAAUUUUAAAAUCCCCAGGUAUAACUUGAAUUUAAGCUAUUUUAUUUGGGAAAUAUUAAAUUAAUUUGAAUAAUUACAAAUGUUAAUAAUUUGUAAAUGAAAGGUAACUAAUUCUAAAUUAGUUCUUUCUUUUUUUUGUAAAGAUUUACAUGUUUUAAUGCUUAGAAAUAUUUGUACAUAGCUGCUUGUUUAACUAUUAAAAGCAUUACUUUUUCUCUACUGAACUAGUCUAGUAUUGCAACAUGUAAAUGAAAUUUGUAAAUAGUUUGUACUGUCUUAUUGUUGUGCUGUAUAAAAUAAAUGUUUUUGCAUAGAA